Diorhabda sublineata is the source of this 3399-nucleotide messenger RNA. It is a transcript of the gene mirr, whose product is annotated as homeobox protein caupolican. The transcript is spliced from 5 exons. NCBI's taxonomy places the organism in Eukaryota, Metazoa, Arthropoda, Insecta, Coleoptera, Chrysomelidae. The record is from RefSeq and is a predicted model, not a curated record. Gene Ontology annotation, molecular function: RNA polymerase II cis-regulatory region sequence-specific DNA binding; DNA-binding transcription factor activity, RNA polymerase II-specific. Bases 358 to 1830 code for a protein of 490 amino acids. Gene Ontology annotation, cellular component: nucleus. Gene Ontology annotation, biological process: neuron differentiation; regulation of transcription by RNA polymerase II; cell development.
AGUCGCGUUCUGUCGGUUGCAAAAACAGGACUCGUUAGAAACGCUCUGACCACAGAAGAGGCCCCCUCUCGCCUCCCCUCUACUCCGUUCCACCCACUGGGCACAUUCGCAAAAAUCGGCGGGCAGCCAGAAAGAAGUGCUCGGCCGACAACAACCGCAAUUAUCACCUGGUGCACCGCAAGUUUCGGCCGCUACCGAAUUACAUUACAUUACGCUCGGCCACGUGGCUAGUGAAAAGUGAUAAAAUAAAAAAAAUAAAAAACAUUCGCAUAGUGAAAUCGUGCGGGUGUGCUGGAAGCCAUGCUUCCUUCGACGACGACGACGACUCAGUGAGUGCAGCAGGGACUGGGACACAUCAUGUCCCAGUUUGGUUUCCGAGCAUCGCCGAAUACACAGUGUGCCGUAUCUACAGGCCCAAGUCAAUCGUCUUCUCCACCUACAACAAUGGCAGUGACUUCUUCAGCGCCUACGACUGGUAGUCCUCCUACGCCCUCCCAAAGAUGUUGUGAUACUGGUAGACCAUUAUUCACGGAUCCUAUUACGGGCCAAAGUGUUUGUUCGUGUCAAUAUGAACUAUUAGGUUAUCAAAGGUUAGCUGGAGCUGGUGUACCUGGUUUACCUGCUCUUUCAAUGUACAGUGCUCCCUAUCCCGAAGGAAUGGCUGCGUACUUUCCCGCACUAGGAGCAGACCAGGCGCCUUUUUAUACGUCAACGGCUGCUGGCUUAGAACUGAAAGAAAAUUUAGCUGCUGGAGCCGCUGGCUGGCCCUAUCCCUCUGUUUAUCACCCCUACGACGCGGCAUUCGCAGGAUAUCCAUUUAAUGGAUAUGGUAUGGAUCUCAAUGGUGCUAGGCGAAAAAACGCUACUCGAGAAACAACCAGUACUCUUAAAGCUUGGUUAAACGAUCACAAAAAAAAUCCAUACCCGACUAAAGGUGAAAAGAUAAUGUUAGCUAUUAUCACCAAAAUGACUUUGACGCAAGUAUCGACGUGGUUCGCUAACGCGAGGAGAAGACUGAAAAAAGAAAACAAAAUGACGUGGGAACCUCGAAACAGAGUCGAAGAUGACGAUAAUAAUAACGACGAUGAUGACCAAGACCACAAAAGUACUGAUGGAAAGGAUAUCAUUGAUUCCAAAGACUCGGGUACUGCUUCAAGCGAAGAUGGCGAUCGACCUCCCCAUUCUCGUUUAGUUGCAGAUACGGCAAGCGAAUGGAGCGAGUCGAGGCCCGAUAGCGGGCCCGAUAGUCCCGAAAUUUACGAACGACCACCUCACCCUGCCUUUUUAACGCCGCAAUCAUCCGGUUCUCCACCCCAACUCUCAGCAACCGUCUCAUCAAAACCAAGAAUUUGGUCUUUGGCGGAUAUGGCAAGUAAAGAAAGUGAUGGAUCUCCUAAUUCUGCGGCUUCUACACUAUAUUCCACAGCAGCGGGAAGACUAGUACCACCGUUAGGUGGAAGAUUACCUCCUCCAGGAUUACAUACGUCACCUUAUCCCAGACCUCACGAUUUCUAUAGAAGUCUUUAUUCACCGGCAGCCGCGCAUCAUCUAGCAGCUGCUAGUGGUGGUUCGCCCGAUGCUUCACUCUUGGAAACGUACCAAAGAACUUUAGGAGCUAACUUGAUAGCGGCGCAGAAUGCUUCGAACGCUGCUGUUGCCCAAUCGACUCCUUCCAUAUUUACCAAAGCAGGUGUAGCCACGGCUACUUCUAGUUCUAGCAGCCUUCCUCUCGGUCUAACGACAUCAUCAAGAUUAUCACCGUCGUCCACGUCAUCUUUAUCUUCAGGAUCGGAAACCCCCAUUAAACCAGUAGCGUUGAAUAAAGCUUGACCUUCUUUAGUUACGGCCGGUCUGUGGCCUUGAUCUACCUCGUCGAGUGUACGAAAACCGAGCGGACAAUAACGGACACCCGUACCCGUAGUGUGCUGUACAGUAAAUGUGAUAUAUACCUUAUGGUUCCUUAGUUAACGGCACUUCUCUUAAUGAAAGAUGUUACGAGAAUCAAAUUCUAUUUUUUUUUGCUACAUAUUUCAUUCACUCAAUUUUUGCUAUUGUGAAAAAAGUGUGUGAGCCGAUUCAAAAACAACUGAAUCAGAAAUAUACAAAUUUAAAUACGAAAUAAGCAAUUCAGACUUAACAUCAAUUAAAUCUUUAAAAAUUUAAAAAUGAGAAAUGAAUUUUUCGACAAUUCUUAAUUAAGUUUUUUUAUAUAAUGAGAUGAGCUAGCAGCUGCAGUGGUAAUUAGAAUUUUUUAUUAGAUAUUACGCUUUUUUACGAGUGGGGACUCGAAAAUAACUGCAAUAAUAAAAAAUGUCACAUGAGACCAGUUAGGACGUUGGACAGCGUAACCGUUCCAUUUUUAUCCAAAAACUUUUGAACGGAGAUGGCUGUGGUGCUGUAAAAACCAUUUUCCUGUCUGUCGGAAGCCUUCUUAAACGAACACUUCUUGAAAAUAAGUUUAUAUGACGUUUUGACUUUGGGAAAAAACUCUUUAUGACCUACCCUCUUGAAAUUUAAAAAGCGACAUUGUUUUGACGAUUUUGGUUGACGACAUUUUAUUGGAUGAGGUGACGAUUGCGUCUUCAAUUGAAUUGUCUGUUGCUUUGAUUCUGAGACACCAUCACUUAUCAUGUUUCAUGGAAAUCAGCUGUUCUUUCAAACCAUUAACUAUAUCUUCUUUUUGAUUUUCAGUCAGAGGAACAAAGUUCGUAGCAAACUUUUUAAUACCAAAUUGAAGUUUUCUGAACAGAGCUCCAGGGUGACUUACCAUUCAUUGACAAAUGAUCUAUUGUUAUUCAUAGCGUCAAUAUAAUUCCGGUAGUAAUUUCUUCGCUAUAAGUUAUGCACAUAAACUUGGCAUCAUAAAAUACGAAAUGAUAACAAAGUAGCGCUACCGAAAAAAUCACUACAGACGAUAUCACAAACGGUACUGAAGUGGUAAUGAGUUGUGCUAUCCAAAGUUUUGCUUACUACAAAAUUUCCAUCGAUAGUAUUGCUAUUUCGUUUAUUAUUGGGUUCCCGUAGUAACAAUUUUUUAUUAUAUGAAAUAUAUAAACGAAAAAUUCGUCGUUUCUUUUAACAUCUUUCAUUUAAAAUUUUUGCCUUAGUUUCGGAAAUAUGUAAAUAGUCUCAGACUGCGUUUACGCAGCAGUAUAAAUCUUGUAUCUAUGUAUGUACCUUACUUAGUAUAGAAUUGUAAUUUAAACAUUUGUUAUUAUGAUAUGUAAUAAUAAGAAUAAUAUACAUAUUGCAUCGAUGGAUCCUAUAUUUGAAGGUUUAGCAUUGAUUGUACUAAAUUUCGUCAGAUACACGUGAUACUGUCAAACAUAUCUUCGAAAUAGUAACAUCUAUUGAAUCGUGUAUUGACAUUGCAAUAAAGUGAUUCGUUCAUUAUUUGAA